CAUCCUCGUCAUCCUCCUCGUCGUUGUGGUCGUCUUCCUCCUUCCUCAUCGUCGCCCUCCUGCAAUCUCCUCGGUGUUGUUCUCCAGGCGCAUCUUCCUCCUCCUUACCGCUCAUGAACGCAUACUUAAAGCUGCUUCACUAGCGGACAGAAAAACGUUGAGAGCGGAAAUUUAGCACGAGCUAUGGCAAAACACCGCAAAGAAAGAGACAGCUGGGGUGAGUGGUCCCUGGGUGACAAGAAUGUGUACGACUGGAGCUCAGAGGAAGAAGAGUCAGAUGGGCGGGCGCGGCCCAUCCAGGUGCUGCUGGUGAAGGACGACCACACUUUCGAGCUGGAUGAGGCGGCGCUAAGUCGCAUCCUGCUGGCAGAGGAGGUGCGCGACCGCGAGGUGGUGGCCAUCUCGGUGGCGGGGGCUUUCCGCAAGGGCAAGUCCUUCCUCAUGGACUUCAUGCUGCGCUACAUGUACAAACACGGAUCCGACGACUGGCUGGGCCAGGCUGAGGAGCCCCUGACCGGCUUCUCCUGGAGGGGCGGCUCGGAGCGGGAGACCACCGGCAUCCAGAUCUGGAGCGAGGUCUUCCUGGUGGACCGGCCUGACGGGACCAAGGUGGCGGUUUUGCUGAUGGACACGCAAGGCACCUUCGACAGCCAGUCAACGCUGCGUGACUCUGCCACUGUGUUCGCUCUGAGCACCAUGAUCAGCUCCAUGCAGGUUUAUAACAUCUCCCAGAAUGUCCAAGAAGAUGACCUUCAGCACCUGCAGCUGUUCACAGAGUAUGGCCGACUUGCAAUGGAGGAGACGUUCCUCAAACCAUUUCAGUCCAUGAUAUUCCUCAUCAGAGAUUGGAGCUUCCCGUACGAGUUUCCAUACGGGCAGGAGGGAGGCAUGAAAUUCCUGGAAAAGAGGCUCAAGAUCUCUGAGAACCAGCACGAGGAGCUGCAGAACGUCCGCAAACACAUACACUCGUGCUUUACCAACAUCUCCUGCUUCUUGAUGCCUCAUCCCGGUCUGAAGGUGGCCACCAACCCGCUCUUUGAUGGGCGGAUCAAAGAGAUUGACAACGAAUUCAUCAGCAAUCUAAAGAUCCUGGUGCCCUGGCUAUUGAGUCCUCGCAACAUUGACGUGAAGGAGAUCAACGGCAGUAAGAUCACCUGCAGAGGCCUGCUGGAGUACUUCAAGGCUUACAUCAAGAUUUACCAGGGAGAGGAGCUACCUCAUCCCAAAUCCAUGCUGCAGGCCACGGCGGAGGCCAACAAUCUGGCGGCGGUGGCCGCUGCAAAAGAUCUGUACAACAAGAAGAUGGAGGAGGUAUGCGGCGGUGACCGUCCGUUCUUGGCGCCCAGCGAGCUUCAGGCGCGCCACGCAGAUAUCCGCGAGGAGGCUCUGUUGCUGUUCCGCGGCGUCAAGAAGAUGGGCGGCGAGGAGUUCAGCCGGCGCUACCUGCAACAGCUGGCGAACGAGGUGGACCAGGUCUUCGUUCAGUACAUCAAGCACAAUGACUCCAAAAACAUUUUCCACGCCGCCCGCACACCCGCCACCCUCUUCGUGGUCAUUUUCAUCAUGUACGUGGCGGCUGGCGUGACGGGCUUCGUGGGUGUGGACGUCAUAGCCAGCCUGUGCAACAUGAUCCUGGGCCUGGCCCUCAUCACACUCUGCACCUGGGCCUACAUACGAUACUCGGGGGAGUACCGAGAGCUGGGGGCCGUCAUCGACCAGGUGGCCGGGGCGCUCUGGGACCAGGGGAGCACGAAUGAGGCGCUGCACAAGCUUUACAACGUCGCCGCCAAUCACAGGCACCUGUACCAGCACGCCUUCCCCGGGCAACAGGUUGACGACCCGGCGACGGCGGUGGCCGGGGAGCACGACAAGAAGCGGGACUGACAGGAUUCAUGACUUCCCGUUCGCCAAGGAUUGUACAGUUCUCACAUAUACGACAACCAUCAAGCAUCCCCAAGCACCUUCACAGAUCGGUCGCUCUACUCCAGCUAAGCUGUUAACUCAUUGGCUGCCAGUGACAGUCUGUGAUAGACAAACCAGAGUUGCUCUAAAAUGCUUGGUUUUUACACUGAUCACACAAUAACUUAGGCAGAUUUCCAUUUACAACAUUGUCAAACUCAUCUUUGUCACAGGUCACAUUGCAGUUCCCGUUUCCUUCAGAGGGCCAUUAUAUCUGCCAACUAGAGCUCCUACAAAUAAGCGACUAAUGGAUUAUCAAAUCGAGAAAAGUGAUGAGUUGUCGUUAAGAGACAUUGGCUACGUUUACAUGGACACAUUUUUAUCGGAUUAAUAACCUGAUCAGCCAAAAAUUAUUCCGUUUUCGUACUCAUCCCAUUUGGAAUAUUCUAACCCAAUCAAGCCCAUUCUGAUCAACACGCUGCUAGAGAUAAAUGCGAAAAAUACGCAAAAUAUCACUUACAUUUAAAGUACAAAUGGACGGAUUGAUGUUUUGUAGACACAGACAGAGGUGGGUAGUAACGCGUUAUGUGUACUUCGUUACAUUUACUUGAGUAACUUUUUGAGAAAAAUGUACUUCUAAGAGUAGUUUUACUAAGCCAUACUUUUUACUUUUGCUUGAGUAGAUUUGUGAAGAAAAACACUACUCUUACACCUUUACUUUGGGUUACACAAGAGUGUACAUUUUUCCUCCCUCAUUCUACAUAUUAAUUUAUUUUUGUGCUAGCGAUGCUAUUGCCAAUUGCUACUAAUUUCACCUUUGACUCCAUUACACCAAUGAGAUGCAAGCUUGCCGUUCUAUGAUCACGCAAGCCUGUUCAAUCACGCGUCUUUAAAGCACCGUAACAAAUGAAGUAUUUGACAGAGCGCUGCCCUCAAAGGGAUCCUCGAUCUUAAAGACAUGUAAUUCUUAAAAGAUAAAUGUUAGUAUGAGUAUAAUAAUUUGAUAUUAAGCCCCUCUUAAUGUUUUCGUUUUAAAAAAAUUUGUAAAAUUUUAACUAACAGGUCGCCAUUCUUGUUGACGUCGCAGUGCGAUGACAUCACAUAGCCCGCUGACGAACUUCCAGCGUGUCACUCGUUAGUUACCCCAACAUAUUGUCGGUUCUGCCCUUCCAAUUUGAACCAGAGCGGAAAAAUGAAGCGCAGGACAGCACUGUCGGUCGUUCACAACACGAGCAGCAAAGGCAAAAUGCUGAGCAGGAAUACCUGAUGAGACAAGAGUUGGGCAAAACUGGUGGUGUACUUGCGGCAAGUGCGUCUCAAUGACAACGAAGCGAGAGAGUGUAUGCUGUCGGUUUUGUUAGCAGAUCUUCAAGGUGAGCUAUUGCGUAAUCAAACUUAUUCCAAUAUGAUUAUGUAGAUCGUUAGCAUCCAGAGCUGUCGUGUGCUUUACAUACAGUACAGUCCAAAAUUUUGAACACACCUUGUCGUUCGUGCAUUUUUAUUUUCAUGACUAUUUACAUUAUAAACUCUCACUGAAGGUAAUAAAACUAGGAAUGCACACUUGUGAUAGUCAGGAUCGGAAUUGUGUCACGGUUGACUGUCCUCAUUAAAUCUGUCAUCUGAUGGGAACAAAUCCUGGGAUCAAAUUUCCUCCAUGUCUUGUAUAUCCAACUCACGUUUAGCUACGUAAGGGUGGUCCAUUUUAAGUGCUUAGCGCGCAUCAGCUGGCCACUAUACCGCUGCAUUGGACGUGCCUGGAUACGUUUGAGUGGCAGCAUCACUCAUAUUAGGUGAAUACUGAACACACAUACACUUACUGCCUGAUUAACUGACAGUAGAUGUGAAUUAUUAGCUUCCUCUGUGACUAGCGGUACACCAGAAGGUUCGCAUACCGCUAUAGCGCCAGGAGCCUCUUGCCUGCUUAAGAGAGCGGCCAGAGUUUCUUGUCUUUGGCGCUUUAUUGCGCGCAUUUCACUCGCUAUCCGAGCGCGUUGAAGCUUCUUUUGAGGGAAAAUAGUUAGAACAGCAUUUGAUUUUAGUCUCCACUUAUAUAUAGCCACUCCGGUGAGCUCUUUCAUACGUUGUCGUUGACUAAAAGCCUCAAACGCGGUAGGAGAAAAAUGGAGAGAACAAAGCCUUGGGUCCUUGGGAAGUUCUGUCAGUCUACAGGCAUUUCCCAAACCUUUCUCCUCUUCUAGUCAAUAGGAAAUCUGUGGAGACGUACAUCACUCCCAUUGUUUCCAUUUGACUGGAAAUUGCAACCAAAAGCAGCAUAUCGUGGCAUUUUACUUAGCGAGUUUAGACAGAAACACACAAUUGUUGAACACAAUUGGAAACGUCCCAUUUAUGUCAUCACUCCGAGCCUGGAAAACAUGGCGCCAACUAUCGGUCAAAAUAUGUACUAAAUAUUAUAAAAUAUUGCCAUUGAUUUAACAUUUUAUGUGUUUCUAACAACAUAUUAUUUUAGUACAAGAGAACAAUUGUGGUUUAUUAGAGCCUACAUGUCUUUAAGAUCGAGGAUCUCUUUAAUCGAAAGUGCGGAUUUAAAACUCUCUCCCAGGUUUUAUUUGGCACCGAUUGCCCACGGAAAACCAGCGAUAUGAUCCUUUUAAUUUCGUAGUAGUAACUAUGAAGAAACUACAGUAGUCACUAUUCAAAGUCAGGAACUAUUUUCUCCACUAGAGGGCAGGGCACUCAUGCUCUUUGGACGAAUAAUGCUUCAUCACUGUUUUUUUUUCUCUCUUUGAUAUUUUUUUAAAAAUUUCCUUUGGCUUAAUGUGGUUAUGAAAUGGGUUAUUGUACAGUAUCAUUAUAACAGUUCAUAUAAAUAAGUUUGUGCUGACAGAAAAAAAAUACCAUUGUUGAAAAAAAAAAAAAAAUCAAAAAUAAGCAAUUACUCAAAAUGUUACUCAUUACUUGAGUAUUCUUUUCACUGAAUACUUUAUUACUUGUACUUCAGCACAUAUUUUGAAUGCCUACUUUUACUUGAGUAAAAUUAGUUUGAAAUAACGCUACUCUUAUUUGAGUAAAGUUUUUAGCUACUCGACCCACCUCUGGACAUGGAAGUGUACUUUUGGUGAAUCUGGGCAUGCCAAAGUAAUGUGAAACCGGAGUGUCCAUGAAAACAGUGAAUCUGAUCAGAAUUUUAUUCCAAAUGCUGAUCAGAAAAAGAAGUUUUAUCCAUGUAAACAAACCCACAUCAUAUUCACUUAUGAGUUGGCAAUAUUUUAGAAAUUUAACUGGGAGCCCUUUCACCCAAUAAAUUAAUGGACACGUAUGUUUCAAAAUAUUAUUGCAAAAUAAUAUUUGUUGACACUACAACUGCAACAUUUAUGACUUUUGCCAGUUGGCGAACCCUAUGGAAGGUGGAGGUUAUGUAUUCAGUUCUGUAUUUCUGUGUUUGUGUUCAAGAUAGCUGAAGAACAAAUAAAGGGAUUAUUAUCAAACUAUGACUCACAGUAACUUGUUAACCGUUGAGGCCAUUUAACUCAAAUUUGGAGGGUCGGUGAUAUAAGAGAGAGGGUCAAAGGUCAAAGUCAGAAAUAGGCCAAUGCUUUGAAUUAGACUGCUUAGGUGGAAGUCUGGUCUUUCUCGAUCUCUCAAAUAUGUAUAUUGCCUUUGUUUAGUCAUAUUUUAGUCUUUUGUUGACUUGCACAUGUAUUUGUAUACGUCUUUUUUUUGUUCUCAAAAUGUAUUUUGUGUUAAAGCAUUUUUUACUGGAAUUGCAUGUUUUUUUUUAUUUUUAAAUAAAUUGUUCUUUUCAUUUGGUGUGGAAAACAUUGUACAAGGUGUCCAUAAAGUUUCUUAUAACUGAAGAAUUAAAGACAUUUUCUUCAAUUUAUGAGCUUUUCAACACCCCAGUAUAUCCCAAGUUCUCAUUCAAAGGUUUGUUCGCAGAGUCUAAGUUUUUUAAUGUGUUUCAUUAAGACCAAGGUUGGAAACGAGCUGUGACAAUAUCUUUUGCUACUUUACUUUUUAAUUCAUUUACUGCCUUUGACAGCAAUAGACAUCUAAUCCAUUUGUACUGGGAGGGCUUGCACGGAUGAAUGAAAGUUAAAUCCCUGCCAACCCUCGGACAGCUCAAAUGGAUUGGACGUCACUCGUGACAAACUAUAUUUCUAUUGAUCUUUCACGAGUUUGAUUGCUUUAAGUGGUUAUGUACCUAAGUUAGUGUGGUCAAUGUAAAAAAAAAAAAAAAAUUAAAGCAACUCCAGUUCGUCUAUGACUAUCAGUGGCCGCCAAUGAGUUAAAAGCCCACUAAGAAAAGUGGCGAACUGUGUCUUUUGAUUGGCUUCUUGAGACUUUCCCAUUGUUCAGGUUCCCCACCGCUAAAUUACAGGCUCUGAAGUCUUCCACGAUGUUAUCGUCAUCUACAUUGAGGCUUUCAUCACCGUGUCACAAAGUAGCACUUCACCAUCAUCAUGUUGCCCUCAAAGCACCUUUUCAUGACGUGUAUCAUUAGUUGAAAUAUUAAAAUAUUACAAACCCAUUGAACUUGUUUGCUGUUUGAACACGUGAACAACGA
Molecule: messenger RNA, 6424 nt
Organism: Corythoichthys intestinalis (scribbled pipefish)
Lineage: Eukaryota; Metazoa; Chordata; Actinopteri; Syngnathiformes; Syngnathidae
Gene: atl1
Product: atlastin GTPase 1
Exons: 14
Coding region: 184-1884 (566 amino acids)
Biological process (GO): protein homooligomerization; endoplasmic reticulum organization
Molecular function (GO): GTPase activity; GTP binding
Source: RefSeq, a predicted model, not a curated record